UACACCAUAGCGGUGUACACGCCGGCAGGAGGCUCAGCAGGGCUGCACUAGCAGCGCGUUACGUCCGUCUCUACCCGUAGCAGGGAGAUCAGGAGGCGGUCACUGUGGAGACAGGACGCUGCUGGUCAGCGCUAUAGUUACCGGCAUCACACCCCGUCAGCACCCUGUGCCGGGCACGCCCCGGAGCCUGCGAGAGGAGAGCAGCGGACCCUGCUGCUACUGCUGCCGGGACGGCCGGACUCAGCUCCCCCGCCUCCGGGGAUUGUUCCUGUAUUAUCGCCGCCCCCCGCCCUGUGCUGCACGGCCACUCCCCGCUCACAUCCUACCAGUCUGUGGCUGCUGCACACGGGGAGCCGGGGUGACUGCUUGCCCCAUGCCGGCCACUGGAGUCCGGGGCAUGACAGGAGGCUGCGGCAAUGGCCAAUGUCAGGGUAGCUCUGCGGGUGCGACCGCUCUGCAAACGAGAGAAUGCAGAAGGCGCAAGAAUCGUAGUGAAUGUUGAUGAUAAACUAGCAAGGAUUAGAAACCUAAAGCUGGACUAUAAAUCAGAUGGCUGUGGGGACACCAGAGAGCGGCUGAUAGAGUUUGGCUUUGAUUACUGUUACUGGUCUGUAGAUCCUGAGGAUCCAAAAUAUGCGUCUCAGGAAGUGGUUUUCCAAGACCUUGGCACCACCGUUCUUACGGAGGCCAUUAAUGGCUACAAUGUGUGUCUGUUUGCCUAUGGACAGACGGGCUCAGGGAAAACCUACACAAUGAUGGGCACUCCAACCUCUAUCGGAUUAACACCCCGUAUUUGUGAGGGUCUGUUUUCCUAUAAUGAUCAUUCCGCAGGCUCUCCGUCCUCAUGCCGGAUUGAAGUGAGUUUUCUAGAAAUCUAUAAUGAGCGAGUCCGGGACUUGUUGCACCCAUCUGACCAGAAGAAGCCUUAUACUUUGCGCGUGCGGGAACACCCAGAGAAAGGCCCAUAUGUACAAGGAUUGUCGCAGCAUGCAGUUACAGACUAUGGGCAAGUAAUGACUCUCCUGGAAGAAGGGAUGGAAAACAGAAUAACCGCAGCCACCCAUGUCCAUGAUGCAAGUAGCCGGUCUCAUGCCAUCUUCACUAUCCAGUACACACAGGCUAUGCUGGAAGACAAUUUACCAUCAGAAAUGACCAGCAAAAUUAACUUGGUUGACUUGGCAGGCAGUGAAAGAGCUUCUCCAAAUUACUGCAAAGACCGUCUGACGGAAGGAUCGAACAUCAACAGGUCCUUAGUGACCCUGGGCAUUGUCAUCUCUGCGUUAGCACAGAAUUCCCAAAUGACCAGCAGCUGCCAGAGUAUCAAUAGCAUCGUCAGCGAGGGGGACAGUGGUGUCCCAAGCAGCCCAUCUGGAAGCAGUGGGAGCGGAUCUAAGCGUCACCCAUACGUGCCCUACAGAGACUCCAUUCUGACCUGGCUAUUAAAGGACAGUCUUGGAGGCAACUCGAAAACCAUCAUGAUCGCCACUGUGUCUCCGGCAAGCAGCAGCUACAACGAGACCAUGAGCACCCUGCGGUACGCCUCAAACGCCAAAAACAUCAUAAAUAAGCCCAGAGUGAAUGAGGAUGCCAAUGUUAAACUGAUCCGUGAGCUAAGGGAAGAAAUUAACAGAUUGAAAGCCAUGUUACGGAACUUUGAAAUGUCUUUGCAGAGAACCAUUAGCCCUUCAUUCGGUGAAGAAAGAGAUGGGAACCUAACAGAGUUGGUGCUACAGAAUGAAUUAAAGAUUGAGCAGCUCACCAAAGAUUGGACGGACAAGUGGACGGAUAAAGCAGCCCUUGUUGAAGAAUACAAUGUGGAUAUCAACAAGGGUAAAACGGGAGUGACGAUAGACUCCAGCUUGCCCCAUCUCAUUGCCAUGGACGAUGACCUACUAAGCACUGGAGUGGUGAUUUAUCACCUUAGGGAAGGAGCAACGAACAUUGGCAGAGGGGAUCAUGAUAUAGUGUUGCAGGGUGAGUGCAUUGAGCAGGAUCACUGUGUAAUUGAGAAAAACUGUGGGGUUGUGGAGCUGCGGUCAGACCCAGGAGCGCUGUGCACAGUGAACGGCCAGGAAGUCACGGAAGUCUGCCGUCUGUCACAAGGAGCUGUCAUUGUUUUAGGAAAGUUUCACAGAUUUCGAUUCAACCACCCAGCAGAGGCCGCUGUACUGAGGCAAAUGCGAUCUGACAGUCAGGCCUCCUCUGUAAGUGACAACUCCCUGGACUGGCUGGACCUGUCUGCAGAUAUCUCCUCUUCUUCUAAUGGGAACUCCCUCAUCUUAAACUCAAGUAAUACAGAGCCUCUGUCUGAGGAAUACCAGCAAAGGCUGAGAGACCUGCAAGCCUCAUAUCAGCAGCAAGUGGAUGAACAGCAGCAAUAUGUGGAGGACCUGAAAAGGCAGAUCCAGUCAGCACAAGUGAAGGGAGAAGAGGAACUGGAGAACGAGCAGUCUCUAAUUAACCAGCAGAUUCAAGAAACUCAGCAGUGGCUUGAAAAAGAGAAGCAGCGUCUAACUGCUGUCUGUGGACAGAGGCGAGAAUCGGCAGCUCAAACCGAGACCAAGACUUAUGCGGAAGCCGAGGUUCAGAACUCUGUACAAAUUGACUCCGACCCAUCACCUGAGGAACAAGAUAGGAAGAAGCUGGUGCAACUCGAGCUACUGCGCAAAUGCUCCUUACGAAGGGCUGAGCGAAACAUCAGGAGGAAAAGGGUCAAGUUUCAGCUGGAGAGAAUUGUCAAGAAGCAAAAACUCUUAGAAGCCAAGAAAACUCUCCAGCAGCUGCAGGCAGCGUGUUGGCAUAGCGAUGACACCGUGAGGCCACCGACUCUCCGUGUACCCAAGGUUAAAGAGCCUUUGGUGUUUUCCACAGCACUUCACAGAUGUAGGUCUUCUCCUUCUGGCUUCUCACACUACAGGAGAUGCUCUCUGCCUUGGACGUUACCAACACCUCCUACUUACAGUGGUGUCCUGAAAAGGAAAUGUAAAUCUGAGCUGGUGCACAUCUCUAAGAUCCGCAAGGACUGCAAGCCAUUACGAAGUGUAUCCAUAGAUUGUCUUGCCAGGACUUCUUGUAAUUAUGGCAGCUAUGGGCAGUUAAUCAGUGAUCCAUCCAUUAUAUCUACUUCAAGUCCACAAACUGCUGAGAAACAAAGCGUUGACUCUCAUACAGAACAAAUCAAUAGCUGCGUUACACUGUUUCCAAGUGAUCCAGAAAUGAGCAAAACACGCCAAAAAAUGGAAAAAGCUGGUGGUAGACCAAAAGGGUCUUCCAGUAACAGCUCUGCUGAUCCCCCAAAGAGAAGAAAUGUACAGGCAACUGUAAAUACAGGAAGCAAGGACACAAAGUUAAAAGCAUUGAAAAGUCCUUCUCUAACGUCUGUUGUGGACUCUAAAAAGAGCACAGUGCAGGAAAGGAGCAAAUUGCAGCAACGGAAUGAAGGUGGAAAAUCUCUACCACAUAAGCCUACAAAGAAUACUCAAAAGUUACUGGGUCAAGGAAGGACCACUUCUGGAGAAUCAUUGGCAACCAUCAAAACGGCAAGGCGCAACAUUACGUCAUGCAUGCCAAGUACUCAAAAGAAACAGACUGAGGGAACAAAUAAGUUCUCAUCUGUUGAUAACAUCUCCAAGUUAAACAGUGGCCGUGGACAUGGAUAUGCAAGUGAUAGCAGGUGGGUGAGCACAGAAAGACUACAGAAAAGAAACAUUCAACCACUGGAGAAGUGGAAGGAUGAUGACAAUAGUGUGUCCUCAGAUAGUGAAAGUUUCUAUUCUGUAGAUUCUCUUUCUUCUGCAUAUGCCAGCGUCUUAACUGAACAACUGAAACAGGAAGAUUUAGAAAGACAAAGAUCUUCAGUGCGUAAGGGUUCAGACAGUGAAGACAGCCAGUUGUCCGAAGAUUCCCUGGUGGAGAGAGACAGUCGAAAAGAGAGGCCCAAUAAAAGAAGAUUUAACAAAUACAAGACUAUCGGGACAUCAUCCAGUCCAUCCAAAGGCUUGCUGGGAGCUCAAACCUCUUGUCCCUUAGUUACAACUGGAUCAGUUACUACUGGAUUGUCAAAAAGCUUUUCUCUUGAUAGUUUAGCUGAUGCUGAAGAAGAACCUGACGGGGAUUCAUCAGAAGAGCUGCCAGCAGAGAUAUUCUGGAAACUUCAAAGCCCCAGAUGUUUGGUCUUGAGUGGAGAAGAUCAGAAAGUUUUAGAUGUUGCAUCAGCAGAAGAAAAUCCUGGUUUGGACAGAAGUGGUUCAUUUUACCUUAAGAUGAAUGAUGGGGCUUCCACUGUUCACAGUGAUGUCUCACAAGUUGGAAAAACACAUGGAACACUUUCAGAUAUUUGUGGCGGAAAAACUGAACAAAACCACAACGACUCUUUUAUUCUUCAUAGUCCAUGCGCUCCAUUUGGCAUAGCAAGUCAAAACUGCAGUCCAGAGCAAACGGUGAAUAUUCUACAUGGGGAUUCUUUCUCUCUUUCUACUUUAAAGUUUGCUCCAAAAAUAGAUUCUUCCGGCAGAGAAGAUGUUAUGAAGCAGCUAGUCACUAAAGAUAGUUCUGCAAAAAUCGAACAUCCAACAUUCCCAGCUUUAAAUGCACAAACCGCUCAAGAUACCAAACCAUGUGAAGAACAAGUAAAACUGUGCAAUGUUGUAGAAGAUGAAAUAAAUACUAAUGAUAACAGAGCAAUUCCCAACCAGAAACCAGAACAAACACCUACCUCAUUGAUUUCUGAAAAACAGGAAAAUGUUAAUGAAUUCCAUAGUACUGCAGCCAAUUCUAUGAUCAAGCAUAAUCCGUUAGAUAACACAAGCUCCAAUGUAAAAGCUUUUUUAGAAAAUAAAGUAGAUCAGGAAAAACCACAGAGGUCUAGCCCUGACAUUGACAAUGGGACUGAAGCUUUGGAUUUGGAGUCCAUUCAUAAUGGCAAGAGCAGCUGCUUUAGUAGCCAAUCAUCAUCCGUAGACUUGAGUACGUGUGAGAAGACAAUAUCUACUUCAGAGAAAAAUAGUGAUCCAGCAACCUGUGUAGAACAGCAGUUUCCCUGUAAGAUCCAAAGCCAGGAAAAGGAGGAAGGCACAGAAGCCUUGUUAUUCCCAUCAUAUGAUAAAAUUGUUUAUACACCAUCAAACUCUGUGAGUGCAAACAAUCCCACCGGCUCAGAAGCUCUAAGAAAUGCUAAUAAUAAUGACCUACAAUUCUGCUUAAAUAAGAUGUCUGAUAUUCCCCUUUUUAAUGCAAAAGAAACCUGUGAAACUAAAGAGGGGUUAAUUUUGACUUUGACCAAGGAUAAUGGUGACGUACCCUACAUUAAUGAUAGAACUGCAAAAAACUGUGAUCAAAAUAAAAAUGUUACCAUGGCAAUAUCUGCUCAUGGGCAGCUUGACAUGAUAAAGAGCCAGAAACAAUCUCCAUCUUCCACUUGUCCAGAAUCUACCAGUUCUGAACUUUUAGUGGGAAUGGCUCUACAUAGUGACUCAGUCUCCCCCAAAAUUAUUGGAUUUAUGAGUCCAUUGAAAGUUGAUGAUCAACAAAUAAAUUCUGAUUUUAAAACCACUAAAUUGUUAUCACAAACCCAAGUGACUAUGGUAGAACUCGAUGUAAAUGACAAUGAGGACUGCAAAACUGAAACUCAACCAAGUCUUGUAUUUAAUGCAAACCAUGUCUUUAACCAUGAUAACAGAGCUGUCCCCAUCCAAAGACCAACAGGUGAUGGACUUGGAAACAUUCCAAGUGCUGAGAAUGCUGAUAGUUCAGUAACUGCUAUCAACAAACAAUUAUCCGUAGUGGAAGAGAAGAGCCUGGCUGUGUUUGCUGAUCAGAGCGAAGCAGAUAAUUGUGCUUCCCCAAUCCAGGACAAUUUUGAACAUAAAAGAAAGCUUACAAUUUCAUCUUUUCCAGCUUCCAAUUACAGCAAUGUCAAAGAUCGCCCUUCGGUUUCUGGACGGCAUUGGUCUGGCCAUGGCAAUGAGGAUUCCGAAACACAUGCUCAUUCCAGUCAAUUACACCAUUCGCCGUUCCAAACAUCACCUGAAAUAACCGUGGAUGGCAUCUGCAGUUCUUCAACGUCUGUUGUCACUGACAGCAUCACAAGGAACUCUGAACAAAUACUGACAAGUUCAAACCAAGUGAUGAAUCAUAAUGGGGCAGCAGCAUACAGUGAUAAUCCAUUUAAAGAAAAUGACGAAGACCAGCAUUUUAGUGUAAGAAAUGGUAACAUUUCACGGAACUCAGAUAAAAAUUGUUAUAUGUCUAAACUUGUUGCCACCAGUCCUACUCCUGAUAUAACCGGUGACGUGGCAGGUAAUACAGUGAAAAGUUGUCUCCAACCAAAUUUUAGAACAAAGCCAGAAGUUUAUGAUACAACUUAUGAUACUUCAUAUAUAAAAUAUCUAAAACAGAUAGAGAGCACCUCAAUGGGUCCUUCUAAAGAUGGUAUAGAGCAGCUACCUAGAUUAGAUGAUGAUAAUCCCUGUGUUACACCAUAUAGUGUGUCUGGUGAGGGGGAGGAACAACAGGCUUUCUGUGAAGAUAAAAUAACAUUACCAGAAGACAGAGUACUAAUCAGCAGUGACACGGGAUCAGAAACCUCUUGCUUUAGUCAUAGAAUGGAAGAAUUUCCUCAUAAUCAGAGUACAACCGAAACAUUCAUAAACUCAGAGUAUAGUAAUGAUGAAAACCCAAAUGAGUGUCUUUCCAAUACACAAACUGAGGGAACAUCCGAUUCAUAUGGAACAAGUCAGGCAGACAGAGCACAAAGUGCUUUACUUACAUCCAAUCACGUGUUCCCUAACAGUGAGCUUGAUAAACAAUGCUGCAGCUUCUCUGAAAUCAAUGUUACUGCAGAUAGUGUUCCACCAUUGUGUAAGGAGUGUCAUUGUGAGAAGGCAAACUGCCAAAUUCACCCUGAUAACAAUCAGAAACCUCAGGUUUUGAAUGAAUUAAUGGGGGAAAAUAAUGUGUCCAAAAUAGAGGACUCAUCUCAGGCAAAUGAGAAGAUAUCUAUAAAACAUUUAAGCCGGAAGAACACUUAUGACCAACCAGGUGUUGCAGAAAUGAGCUAUGAAAAGGAUAUCAGCCACACCAAGGAUUCUGCAGCUUCCAAAGCCUGUGGCUAUAGUCGGAAACAUUUCACCGGUUCACGUAUUAUCGGAAUUAGACAGCAAGGUGACACGGAUGACGUUUCAUAUACUGAUGUAAACCAUAACCUGCAAGAAAAGUGUGACUGUCACCAUUUAACAGAAGAUACUAGUGCUACAUGCCUGCAUGUUCCAUAUUAUGAAGCUAUAAUGCAACAUAAUGUAUUUUAUGAGACCAAAUAUCCACCUGAAAAUCUUUAUUUAAAUACACAUUCCAAGAAUAAAGAAAGUUCAAAUACCAUAUUAAUUCCAGAACCAUCGGGCUUGAACACAUUACAAGAAACUGAUAUGCAUGCAGAGAGUGACUGUGCGGAGCAUUACAAAUUACACUGUUCCAGAACUCUGGACCGUAAAACAGGACAAACGUUUGUUAAACCAGAAAAAGAAGCUAGCGUUCCAUCUAGAACAGUAGUUUGUAUAACUGACCGUCCAUGUGCGGUAACUAACUCCAGUGCUUCGUCUGCAACUAAAGUGGCAAAACCUAAACAAGGCGUCGCCCAACAAGUUACAUAUUCAGCUACAGGACUGGAUAGCAUGACCUGUUCUUGCAAUGUUACAGGUAAAUCUGAGAAAGCAGAUGAGCAAGUGGGUCAUGAACAGCACCUUAAUGAGAUAGCAGGAGAAAACUUUUUACUGGAAAACAACCAGAACCAACCAAAUAUAAACAUUCAUAGGAGUUGUGAAAAUGCAUUUGCAAUGAAUACAACUGAAGACAUAACAGUCAGAACUAGUGUCUGUACACAAAAGUCAGAGUCUACUUCUUGUCAGUCUGAAGCCGACUAUGCUACUUCAGAUUCUAAAUCUAUGAAUAAUUUGCUGAAUGCUACAUUAUGUGAUACUGCUCCUUACUGUACACAAUCUGGCAAUGUGCAAGAGGUGACCAGUGAACCUCCCAAGAUAGGUCACUUCCAAGCUAAUGAAGAUAAUAAGGGUGUACUGGCAGCCCUGUGUGCAGACACAGAAUCACGUGAAGUGCUGUUUGUAGGUAGGCCAUAUUGUGCAGCCAACAUGGAAGCUAAAAGGUUUACUGAUUAUCAGGCAUCUUGUCAAAGACCACCUGAAGACGCUGCAACUGGUGAGGAGGAAACUUUAGAACACAACGUGGGCAGCAAAAGUGAAGUAUCACAUUUCAUAAGAAGUAGAAGUGAAUUGGAACAGCUUAUAGAUAAAAAUACUCCUCUGCCAGCUGAUGUGUUUGAUACCAGCACAGUAAGAUAUGGUGCAGAACCAAAUAAUCCAUCUGUAGCACAGAGUGACAUUGGUUUUGAUGAGGACAAUAACUUGUUGACUACAGUGGUCUAUGGAGAAUAUUGUUCAGAUCUGAACAAAUCACCUGAAAUUUCCUCAUCUGAAGAGGACACAGAAAAAUCCAGAUCUUUGGCUUCAAGAGACUUCAGCGGUGUGAAUAACACAUCAGUGGAAGACCUGGGAAUACAGAAAGAAUGUAAAUCAGACUUUCAUAUGGGUAUCCGCAAUAAAACGGUUCAUGAUGUUCCACAAGCUGCAAUUUGCAAAGGUGAAAUGUCUGCAAGCCUUACGUGCACUAACACUCAUUACACCACGGCCCCUAGCAACUUACCUGCUCCCAUGGCUGCUGCUGAGUUGCAUUUGACAGAAUCUUCCAUUAUUCUUUCUACCAAAUCACUUUCUAAACCCAGUGUUGAAGCUUUGCCACAUAAAUUAAAUUGUGGAGGAAAGCCUGUGUCUAAUGAAUAUACUUUAAAAAUGGAGUCAAUGCAACACACACCACAUACAGAUUACAGAGUACAAAAGCAUGACUGUAUCAGUUCUAGUAACCAGGCAUCAAACUCUAAUAUGAAUCCACAGCACAACUAUGACAUGGUUAAUAAUAUGGAGGUGGAAGGCAAAGUCUUUUUGGAAAACAGAGAACCAACUAAAACACAAAGGAAUGAAUAUAAUGAAUUACCGCUUCACACAAGGGAAUCGUCGGAAGAAUUGGUAGAGAAUACAGAAGGUCUUCAUUUCUCCUCAAGUGACAUAAAUCCCUUUGUCCACACUUGGCAGCAAGAAAAGACUACAAAAGUACCUGGAUGGAGGAGUAGUGCAUUCAAUAGCGCUAGUGAUGUAUCUUGUACUAAAUUCCAAGCAAGGGUUGAUAAAUUAAUUAGGUGCUCCAGUGCUGAUGAUGGUCUCAAUGCUCAUAAUUCUCCUUUUCAUUCUCACCUAAGCUCAUACGCAAAUGCUAAAACAGAAUCCAGCACCAUAAGUAGCUUUGGAGGAAAUGAUUCCAGGCUAAUUUCACUGGAUGGUUCUCAGGAUCUUCUGUCAGAUGACACUGCCGCUAUUUGUAGUGGCGCAGAGUUUAUUGGGACAUGUGAGUUGCAGACAAAGUGUGAAGAUUAUUCAAAUUUGGAUGAAAUAAUGAUUCUGUACACUUCAGAGUCAGAGACUUGCAAUGAAACACACCAGAGAGUCUCUUGUGAACGGGAAACACAGAUUAAACAAAAGCACAGAAGAGCCGCUAAACACCACAGAAGUCACAUGGAUGAAUCCUCUUCAAGGCACAUGAGGAGUAAGAAUAUGUACCAGAGACCAGCAUCUUGGUCAAGUGUGCAAAACAUGUCUUUACAUUUAUCACAGCUGUUGCAAGAGACUUCGGAACUGCUUGGAAAUCUUUCCCAACAUCACCCCGAAAAUGUCUAUCUUGACGCCUCCAAGCUGCAAAAAGACGCUGUAGAGUUGAUUAUGAAGAGACAAGUCAGAGACUCAUCCACUCAAACCUCUGUAGACAGAGGUAUACAGACAGAUUCACAAGCAACGAUAGACAGCAAUGCACAAAAGCAUGACUUAGAAAGUAACCAUUUCCUAAACGCUUCCGGAAUAAAUGUCUUUGUUAAAGUAGUGGGAACAGAUUCUUCCACUCAAAGUCCUCAAAAUACUUCUUUAACAGUAGAACAAAAUGACUGCAAAACACCAAAAACAAAGACACAGAGCUUACCAAAUCUACACACAUUUGUGUCUUGCAAACAAUCAGAACAUAGUUUGUCUCAAUCAUCAAAAGUACGAGCAUCCACUCCAUACUUGAAUGAUUUGCAAGACAUGUCAUCUACAGCUCUUCCACUGCGUUCACCAAGAAGUUCUCCAGCUUCAUCCAGUGUGAAUAAGCAUACAGAAGCUUUAUCGCAUACUGUAGUAAUCAGUCCAUCAUCCAGUGUUCUUCAUUCCCCAAGAUACUACACCACUUGUCGUGGAAACACCACAAUGGUCGAUAGAGCCUCAUCGCCAAUUCUAACACUAAGUGCAAGUAAGAAGUCCUCACUCCAUAAAUAUGUUCCUGAGAAUCAAUUAAAUAACCCAAAUCUUGUUAAAAUUCUUUGUCAUAGAAAAAGGAGAGAGCGGGGUAUCCGUGAUCCACUAAUGGACGAGUCACAUACAGAAACAGACAGCGAAUGUUUCAGUUCUUUUGGGAAGUCCAAUAUAAAAAAUGAAUUUGAAGCUCCCCGUAGCCACUCACUCAAAGAAUCGUGUAGAAAAAGAACUACAACUUAUAAAGUCCAGAAAUUCAGGAGUGAAGGUUGCAUCCUGCGUGAUACACAUUCAACAUUUAACAACCAUUCCAGUAGCAACUCAGAGAUUUCAGGUGUUGGAAAAAUGGAGCUGAACUGUUUCACUUCCACUCCAUCUGAAAAGGCAUCUGCUAACACGUUUACUGUGUUGCCUCCAUUGGACAGCCCACAGUCACUUGAAAACCUGUUUCAAAUGUCACAUCCUGUGCCAAACAAAAAUGAUCAAGCCUUGCCACAAGGUCCAAGAGAAGAAUAUGGCAAUGAUGAGACUGACCAUGGCAGAUUUACUGUAGCAUCAAGCAACUUACAAAAAAUAAAUCCUUAUUUACCUUUGCAAAUAAGUGGUUUUGAUUUGCAAGAAGAUGGCUUAUCGGUUGCAGACAGUGACUCUAAUACAGACAUUCUUUUAGGUCAAGAGCCCACCGUCAGAAUAAAUCAGAAACCACAAAAUUAUGCACUGCAGGAUCUGCCACAGCACAAUAAAUUCAGCAACUGGUCUGGAGUUCAGUGUAGUACACCCAAAAGUGCACAACUGUUAGGAAGCACUGGUGACCUGAAUAGAAGUGAGAGUUCCAAGAUGGAGGCAUCUCAGGAGGUUUUUGAGAGCAGAUCUCGGGAGAUUGAGAGGCUGCAGAGAGAACGUGCAGAGGUCAUGUCCGGGAUACACUUAGAGAUGAAUCCACAGCCUCUAACUGUACAACUGGCGGAAGCCAAGCUCAGCUAUGGGAUUGGAGAAACGGACGCUCUCCUGAGAGUUAUUCAGACAAGAAAGAUGGAUGGGGAAGAUACUGGAUGCUUAAAGAAACAACUAUAUGAAAGACACUUGCAAGUAAUAGAAAAUUUGCGCAAGGAAAGAGAAGACAGAAUGCAGAGGUUCAGAAGGAGCCGCAGCCUAAGUCCUCAGAAGCAACUGAGCGUCUCGCAAGCGUCACUGACCUCACUGAGAGAGUCAGACUUGCCUAGUCGUCGCAGAGAGUACCUGCAGCAGCUGAGGAAAGACAUUGUAGAUAACACCAGAAUUCAAGAACCAAAGAAAAGGUCAGCCCAGUGUCCCUCGGAGAUUGGCAUCAUGCUGAAAGAUUAUCAGAAGGCUCGGGAAGAGACCAAACUGGAAAUUGCCAGAGCGAGGGACAAGCUGCGAGAGAGGGCGGAGCUGGAAAAGAGACGACUGCAGCAGAGCAAUCUUCUAAAGGAUACUAAACGGAAGACACUUGCAAGCACCAGCACUUUAUUCACCAGUUCCAGCCUCAGCCUGUCCUCGGGACCCACAUCAGGGUAUAAUAGUGGAAUGACCGCUACGCUUGGCCAGAGCAGCAAGUUGGGCAUCCAGGAGGCAGAUACCUUGCAAAGAAAUUUGGAUCCGCAUCCGAGACCUGGAAGAGGUCGUCCUACAGUGCGGAACUGUCAGCUUCCUGCAGCUUCCCAGAUUGCUCCUGUGUCUGGACCCACAAACAUAAGCCAUUCCCCUGAGGAAAGCUCAACAGGCAAAGCAGGUCUUUCCUCUCUCCCACACGUUUCCCUUCUCCAGUCUACACCAAUGUCAUAUCAGGGCCUGGCCACCAAGAUCCAAGCCAGUGCAAUGGCUGAGGUAAUGGCAGCUUGCUCCUACAACCUAAAUAAUCUCUAUAAUCACCAGGCGGAGGCUGGCUGGAUGUAUCAGAGUACAGAGAAGGAUGUAUUGGUGUAUUAUAAGUCCUACUCGUUACCCACACAACAUGGAUUUAUUGGUGCUGGAGUUAUUAAGAGGCCUCUGCACGAUGUCUGGUGUAUGGUGAGAGACAUUAAUACAAGGCAACUGUAUGACCAGUCCAUCCUCACGUGCUCUGUACAUCAGCGACUGAGUGGCAAUAUUCAGCUGGUCCAUGUGAUGAUGGAUAUGUCACUUUGUUACCUAAAGCAACCCAGAGAUUUCUGUUGCAUCACUGUGGAAUCAAAAGAGGAGAAGUGUUACAGCCUAUCCUUCCAGUCCGUGUAUAACGAGUCCAUGCCACGUCCUAAUAAAGACACUGUACGGGGUGAACUCCUGCCCAGUGCCUGGAUCCUACAGUCUGAUCUGAUCGGUGGAGAAGCAGUGACCAGAGUCAUUUACAUGGUGCAGGUUGACCUCGGAGCUCCAGCUAUCCCUUCCAGGCUACUGAGAGUGGUUAGCAAACGUCAGCCCCUGGUGAUUGCAAGCCUGGCCAGUUUUCUUUCUAGGUAACCUUGCACAGUGCUGGAUGCGCCUAGUGAUCUGCAGUACAAGAAUUGUAACGCUAGUAUCACUUGCCCUGUCAGGGCUAUGUCAGUCACAUUGCACAUUAAGUCAGGGUUUGGCAGCUACAGUAUGUGUUCCACUCUUACAAGACAAUCAACACAUUAUAGGUUUUUUUCUGUUAAUGCACAAAUUAGGUUUUACAAAAACAAACUUAUUUUGCACAAUUUAGGAAAAUCGGCGCAUGCUGGUCUGCACGGCCAAUCACUGAAGACAAUGGCAAUUUGUCAGCAUGUACAUCCUGGAUAUUUAUAGCAAAACUAAACGUGGAGAGAGAUGAUGCAGAAAUGUGCCACUUCAUUUACCGCUACAAUAAAAAGGUUUAGGAUAAGUCACAACUAAUCUACAAAAGUCUAUUAUAGCAUGCAUUUCUAAACUGUUAUGCUCUGUAUCAUAAUGUAAUCCUAUGUACAGUCACUUGUUUCCCUUAUGGAUAAGAUACAAUUCAUGGACAGUUACAACCUUGCUGUACAACAGCGGCUUACAUUAAAGCAUGAAAUUACAGUUUAAUAAUCAGUAAAACAAAAAGAUUGAUAAAUGUAUAAGUCUUUCACAAGAUAUCCUAGAACCUUCCUUCUAGGAGUGCACAAAAUUGGUGCAUGAAGUGAACAGAUGCAUGUCUGUAAUAAAUGUAUAGCAUAAACAGUGCUAGUAAACGUGUCCCAAUAAGUGAAAUUUAGACGUCAACGCACAACUCAGCUACUGCGUAGCACAAAUAAUUCUGCACGCAGGUCAGAAAAUGGACACCAGCAAAACGGUGCCGCAAUGGGGCCUGGGUUCCAAGCCCGGUGGAGAUAGAGAGUGGCCAUAUAUGGGCCUGUCUAGCAAACCAUAAGAUAAUAACUACGUUGCAUGAUUAACCACUUACCCCCAAAAAAAAUCAAACAACCGUACAUCGCACAUGCAUUUUAGGAAGCAAUUGAACAUUUCCAUUUACGUCAUAGUUUCUCUUUCUAGUUUUACAUUACAAAUGGAAAUUAUCUGAUCACAGAAUCAGAAUGUGUUAUGUAUAAUACUAAGGAGGGUAUUUAUCAAAUCACGGAGAUAAAGCAUUUUCAUUCUACAGGCUGUUGGGAAAAAAGAGUGGUUAUUGAUUUGUCUCUCUCCAGGUUAUGAAAAAAAGCCUCUUACACCCCUCGUGUGUCCUUUGCCGAAGCAUCAAACUAUUUCCAUUUCCAUUCUUGUCUGGAAAUGUAAAAUGGAAGAUAACUACAAAUAUUUAUAAAUGCCAAAUUAAAAGUGACUGUUCAUAGUGGGUGUACUGAUGUACUGAGCCUUUACUUGUAUGCUCAGAAUACAGACCCCUCAUUCUCACUAGGCAGUAUAUAUAUAUAUAUAUAUAUAUAUAUAUCCUGGCACAAAAUAACGUUUUCCGUCAGACCAGGAUAAUUGUGAGGGUCAAGACGGAAUAUUGUGCACAUGCUGUUUGGGAGAGACGUCAUCUAGGGUAUAGCAUUUGUCCUCUAACAUGGAGCUGCAAAAGUGAUAUCCACCAAUAGCAACCGCAAAGUACAUUGAUAGCAUGAAGCUACAACCAGAAUUCAUUCAGUCAGCUGAGUCUUAAAACUGUACAAUGCUAGAACACUACGUCUGCUGCACAAAAGUCAUCCAGUAUCUAAACAGAAUUGGUUUAAAUUCAUACACGAGUUUUGUUGCUGGUCUAGAACAUCCACCGUCAGUAUGUGUACGGAACAGGGGCCCUUUAAGCUUGGAUCUGUUUUUCAGUAUUGUACAACACAACUGUAUUAUUAAAUUAUACAACGAAUAACUUGACAUGUGGAUACUUAUGAUAAACCUUUCACUGUACAGAAAAUUCUAUUUUUAUAAAAAUGUAUACAGUUUUAUAUGUUUACAAUCUAAAUUAUUUAUAUACAAAGUAUAUGCUUGCCUUGAAUCUACAUUUGUUAUCUAUCCAUGUAUCAAGAGAAAAU
Molecule: messenger RNA, 14842 nt
Organism: Pseudophryne corroboree (corroboree frog)
Lineage: Eukaryota; Metazoa; Chordata; Amphibia; Anura; Myobatrachidae
Gene: STARD9
Product: StAR related lipid transfer domain containing 9
Exons: 33
Coding region: 417-12860 (4147 amino acids)
Biological process (GO): microtubule-based movement
Molecular function (GO): lipid binding; ATP binding; microtubule motor activity
Source: RefSeq, a predicted model, not a curated record